Messenger RNA from Frankliniella occidentalis (western flower thrips), 702 nucleotides. RefSeq lists its product as uncharacterized. Bases 1 to 702 code for a protein of 233 amino acids. The transcript is spliced from 4 exons. Lineage: Eukaryota; Metazoa; Arthropoda; Insecta; Thysanoptera; Thripidae. Gene Ontology annotation, molecular function: nucleic acid binding. The record is from RefSeq and is a predicted model, not a curated record.
AUGAAUAGGAGUGAACUGAAGCCUUUCAAGGUCGCCCAUCACCAGGCGCUCAGAGUGAACGACCCUGCUCGUCGUGUCACUAUGUGCGAGUGGUUUGUUAUAAGGAUCCAAAAUGUCGCUAAUCCUGGUGAGGACAUUUUUGUCCGUGUCAUCCUAUUCUCGGAUGAGUGCACCUUUCAGAGCAACGGAACGACCAACAGGCACAAUGCCCAUCAUUGGUCAUCCCGACAUAACAAUCCCCAUUGUUUUCAGGAUAACCAGAGACAGGGGCAUUUUUUUGUGAGAGUGUGGGCAGGACUUGUCGAUGACUUCGUGGUUGGUCCUUACAUUUGGCCAAACAAUGUCACCGUGACAACUGAAGAAUAUUCCGACUUCUUGGACCACGAAUUGCCACAAAUGUUGGACGAUUUACCCUUGCAAGUUCGAGCAGAAACGUGGUUCCAACAGGACGGGCAUCCUGCCCACACCUCUCUUGCGGCUCGUGCCAUUCUCAACAGGGAAUACCCGAACAAGAAAUGUAAAUUAUUUCUGAUUUCUAGAAACACAUCGAGAUCUUUCUUCACAUCACCUAAACUUUUAACAUCAGCCACUAGACUGAGCCUAGUGGACCUUCUGGUUCCUGCAUUCUCUGAUCCUGAUGUUGCACGGAGAAAAAUGGUUGGUCGGGUCGACCCGCAAGCUGGUUCCCCCAACCAUCUUUGA